Prunus armeniaca (apricot) is the source of this 2361-nucleotide messenger RNA. Lineage: Eukaryota; Viridiplantae; Streptophyta; Magnoliopsida; Rosales; Rosaceae. The record is from the annotation of a GenBank genome assembly.
AUGGCUGAACUUGCAUUUCCUUUGGCAGCCAAACUCAUUGAAAAGCUCGGGUCCAUUGCUUCUGAGCAGAUCUCCUUGGCAUGGGGCGUUAAAGCUGAUCUGAAAAAGCUUCAGCGCACAAUGUCCACCAUCAAAAACGUCCUCUUGGAUGCCGAACAGAAGCAAGCUCAUAACCAGCAGAUCCGCAGUUGGCUACGACAGCUUAAAGAUGUAUUUCUUGAUGCCGAGGACUUGUUGGAUGAGUUCGAGUGCGAAGCUUUGCGGAGGGAAGUGGUGGAAACAUUUCAUGGCACAAUUGGAAAGGUACGCCGUUUCUUCUCUCGUUCUAAUCCAAUCGCAUUCCGUUUCAGAGUAGGCAAUGAAAUCAAGGAGAUUAGAGAGAGAUUAGAUGAGCUCAAGUCCAAUAAGGCUAUAUUUGAUUCUCUCACCAGUAUUGAUCAUCAUGGAGAUGGAGGUGAUCAUCAUGAAAGACCCUUCGUUCCUGCUUCAAAGGUUAUUGGUAGAGAGUCUGAGAAGGAAGAAAUUGUAAAUCUGUUGAUGCAACAAGGUGAUGAUGAUCAAAGUGGGAAUUCUAAUAAUAAAGUCUCUGUCAUUCCGAUAGUGGGGAUUGGAGGUUUAGGGAAGACCACACUUGCCAAGUGGGUGUACGAUGAUAAAAGGGUCGUUGGGCAUUUCGAAUUGAGGAUGUGGGCAUCUGUUCCGGUGGACUUUGAACUUACUAGAUUGACAAGACUGAUUCUUGCCUCUGCAUUAGAUACAGAGAUCAGUGAUAAAUUAACUCUGGAUCAGUUGCAAGGAAGGCUAUGUGAAGCUUUGAAGGAUAAGAAAUUUCUGCUUGUCUUGGAUGAUGUUUGGAAAGAUGAUGCUUUGAAGUGGAGUCAGUUGAGAGAUCUAUUGACAGAGGGAGCCAAGUCAGGAAGUAAGAUUUUAGUGACCACAAGAAGUACCGCAGUUGCUGAGAUCAUGGAAUGUGCUUUUAAAGAGGGAUGUGAUAAAGACUAUCCUAAGCUCUUUGAAAGGGGAAUGGAUAUUGUCAGAAAGUGCGGAGGGGUUCCACUGGCGGUGAAAACUUUAGGGAGUCAACUAUACUCAAAAACUGAUGAGCGCGAAUGGAAAUUGGUGAGCGAUUCUGAGAUAUGGGAAUUAGAACAAGAAGAUGCUGGUCACAUUUUACCUGCUUUGAGAUUGAGUUAUACCCGAUUGCCUCCUCAUUUGCAACAAUGUCUUGCUUACUGUUCCCAUCUUCAAAAAGAUAGGAUUGAAUGUAGUAGUUAUGCAUUGAUCAGAUAUUGGAUGGCACAUGGAAUCCUUGAUCAGUCCCGUGUUCAUGGGAAUAUGGAGUUGGAAGACAUCGGAGAGCUGUAUUUUAAAGAUUUAUGGGUGAGAUCCUUCUUCAAAACGUUACUGAUCAUGGAAUUGAAGUCUGCAAACACCAAAGACAUAUAUGAAAAUGUUAGACAUUUGACAUUUUUGGAAGUUGGCCAAAAUGUUUCAACAACCUUGCAAAAGUUGAACAAAGUGCGGACUGUAGCAGCAAACGAAAUAGAGAUUGAUGAAUCCUUCCUUGACACUUGCUUUUCAAGAUUCAAGUAUUUGCGAGCGGUUGAGUUACCUACAUGUUCAUUUCAAGUGUUGCCAAGUUCCAUUGGUUCCUUGAAACAUUUGAGAUUUCUGAACUUGAGUUCUAAUGAAGCAAUAACGAAACUCCCCAAUGCAAUUUGCAGACUGCAGAGCUUGCAAACUCUAUAUUUUGGUGGGUGUGAGAAUCUUGAAGAGUUGCCCAAAGAUAUAAGCAAAUUGAUCAGCCUCACAUCACUUGGUUUUACGACGAAACAAACAAGUUUUACAGAGAAUGGGGUGGGAUGCUUGAAAUCACUUCAAUUUCUUACUAUUGCCAAGUGUAGUAAUUUAACCUCUUUGCCGUGUGAAACGAGUUAUCUUACUUCCUUACGGACUCUAGCGCUAGAGGAAUGUGAACAACUGGAUUUGGGGAACGUAAAUUAUCAAGGAACUCCACUGAGGCUUCAAAACUUGUUGAUUAUGAAUUUACCACGGAUGGUGACAUUGCCUGAAUGGUUUCAAGGAGCGGCUAACACCCUUCAAUUCUUGGUUAUUAAAGAGUGUGAGAAUUUGGAGGCAUUACCUGAGUGGUUGGCAAGUUUCACAUCACUCACAAAGUUGAUCGUUGGUGAAUGUUAUAAAUUGUCGUCUCUGCCAGAGGGGAUGCGUUCUCUUACCUCCUUAAGAGAACUUGUGAUUGAUGAUUGUCCUGAAUUAGAGAGGAGAUGUCAACGCAACAUUGGAGAAGAUUGGUCCAAGAUUUCUCAUGUGCCACAUGUUUCCUUUCACUUGUUCGAUUGA